AACAGGCGAAAGCAAUAUUCUGACAAGAUCACCAGAAUCAACUGCUUCUUCACAGAUUCUGUAAACUGCCCUGAAAAUUAUUAAUGCAAUAUGUUAAGUCACAAGUAUAUUAAAAAAAUAUCCUCUAUCAAAACAUCCUUUAUCAAAAAGUGGCGUGAAAUGCAGUGGUCUUCUCACUUCUUAUGAGAGCAGUCAGCUUUAAUAAAAUCACUGUGAAAGGUUAUGGAUUCACAGCAGAGCCAAAAGAGAGAUAACAGCUCUCCACCAGUGAAGUCUCCACUGGGCCUUCGGAGAUGGCAGGCUUUCGACUGUAUGUCCUUUAACCCUCUUCGUGGCCCAAACUCCAGCACUGUGUAUAGAAAUGGGCAUAGAAGUCCCUCUGUAUCAGAGUGCUCCACUGCAGCAUCUACUGAAGAUUUAAUUGUCAGUCUGCACGAGCAAGAACACCAAUCGGACAACAACAGACUUUUCAGUUCUGCCAGCUGUGUCUCUGAAGAUUUUGGCGAAGAGGAAAAAAUCACCCACACCUUUUCGGAAGAACAUUUGUUAAACAUCACUUUCGAGGCAUGUGAUACCACAGGCAGAGGGGAAGUGAUGGCUUCCACUGUUAUGCAGUACCUACAGAGCAUGACGUCUCAGAGCCCAGAGCAAGGGAGGCUGUCAAGACUUUACGACAUGCUGGACCCUGACAGGAAGGGGGUCUUUGUGAACAGGGAUGUGUUCCAGGCCACAAUGAAAAGAUGGAUCUCCCAGUGCAGCCAAGACUGCUUACUGGAUGAUGAUUAUCAGAGUCUUGGAGAAGACCAUUGCAAAGCACCUAUAAACGGGAGUGAAUCGUCUGUUUCGGAAACUGAAAGAAGAGAUUGUAUUUAUUAUGAAUCCAGGGACAUGAUCAGCACUGUUGCGGACCUACGGCACGCUAACCACAGCCUGAGCGAGCAGAACAGCAGCCUUCUCAAGGCUGUGGAAGCAUGCGACGAGAAAAACCUCCAGCUCACAGCGGAAGUCAGCAAACUCAAGAGAAAAUUAAUGAGCACACAGCGAUCCGCUGUAAGUUUCGAGUCCCUAUCGGAAGAGUUGGAUGAGGCCAGGAGACUAAUAAAGGACAGCCAGGAGAGAGCCUGCAGGAUAAAAACCUACAACAAUAAACUGAAGAAAGAAAACGAAUGUUUAAGGGCACAAAUUCAAUUACUGGAAGAGGUGAAUGAAAAACUUGCCCAAGAGAAAUCCUUUAACAAAACCUGCCUUGCCAAACUAAUGAAAAUGCAGUCUGAAAUGAGGAAGGAACUAGAUGAAACACAUGUUUUGUUGGCAUCAAAAGACAGGGAAAUCACACAGAAAACAAUGCUCAUUGAAGAGUUAAAAUUCUCUCAAAUGGAGAACCACAGAAUCAUUGAGGGAAUGUAUUCAGAAGUACAGAGACUUCAAGAAAAUGCUCGGCAUGGGCUGUUGAGAUGGAAUGUAACCCUACCCUGCCCCUUGGGAAAGUAUGACACUCCUCCCCAUCAACACUCACUACAGUCAGAAAUCCAGGAACUGCAAGAGCUUGGCAGUACUGAAGAGGCAAACAGUCCUCUUUGUGGGCUAUUGUCCUCCACCAACCAGAAGGAUGAGUUUCAGAAGCUUCUGCAUCAGAUUAAAUCACAGGAACACAUUCAAAUGCUUCACACCGAACCUGAACAGAGGGAUACAAUUAAAGGUGCCAGGAAUAAAGUUGUGGAAAGAUUAGAAAGAGCCUACUUUCAAUGUCAGCAGCAACAUUCAAGCACCAAGCAGCAUCUGGCAAAUGUAAUACGAGAGCUUGAGUUGCUGAAAGUCCUGAAGUCUGAAGCUGAGGAUAAGGUGUUGGAGCAGGAGCAAGGGCUGGCAGAGGCUGAGAAAGACAAUAAAGAGGCAAAGAAGAUGGCUGCUAUGAACUGGUGGAGAGCUUUAAAAGCAGAAGAGGAGAAAAUCAGAGCCAAAGACGAAACUGCUCAGGUGACUCGGGUGUGUGUAGAAACAAAAGAAAAGCUCCUACAAGCCCAGGGCGUAAUCAAGGAGAUGGAAAGCAAGUUGUGUCAUUUGGAAGCGUCAUUAAUGGAGGCUCAGCAAAAAGUUCCUGAGGCUGAAACAAGAGGUCAAACAAGCGAAGAGGCAGUGCCCACCAACCAUACAACCUGGGAACAAGGAGCAGUUUUACCAGAAAAAAAGGUCAUGGAAGAUGGACAAAAAACAGCACAAAAUAAGCUGAUUUUAGCUGAUGCAGAUACCUGUGAGCCAGAAGUCAUUAACUUAAAAGAAUCGGCUUUGCAAAGCUUUCUGGGGUCCUUGAAGAAAAUGGAGGAAACGACGAGCCAAGUGGCAGAGCUCAUCAGACUUGGCGAGCAGAGGUUUGUGGUUGCUAAGGAAAAACUGGAUGCAGUGACAGAAAGAAUCGAAGCUGCUUUGGAAAGAGCUGAAAAUGCGGAAAUACAGUUCAACCUGCUGGAGUCUAGGGUCUCUGCAAAAAAUGAGCCUACAGAUUCCAGAUCACCCACUGGGUCUGUGGGUGGAUCACCCUCUGUGGCCUUUUCUGAGACACACAAUACAGAGAAAUUCACUUGUCCGGCUCCGAAAGCAACCACCAUCUGCCAAUCCUCUCCUUGUGAUGUUACAAAUGGUGAAAUCAUUUCCCUGAGCACCACAAGACAAAGCAAGGAUAAAGAGAGCUCCUGCACUGUCUGUGUCAAUGAUCGACCAUCACGAAUCCAACAUCCUUUCUUCAGCGUUUGUUCAGGGCAGCAUUAUAUCAGCAAGGAUAGUUCAAGACAUGACACUUCUCUACUAGAUGCAUUGGCUUUGGAGCUCCUGAAGACAGAGCUACAGACAAACAGCUGUUGUGUCAGACAAUUGUCACCUAAUCACAGCCAGGGGAGAUGUCAGAACCAUUUAUCUGACAACUGUGAAUGUAAAGAGACAGAUGAAGAUGUAGAAAGCUUUAAGGUCAUUACCAGCUCUGACUGCUGCCAGACAGACCCAAAGGACAAUGGAGAUAAUCAGGCCCUAGUGGAACAGAGCACAACUGCUACUCACACAGACCCGCAGCCUGUAGAGGACGAGGCCUGGCAGCCUUGCAGCCAGGCGUUAAGCGUUCGACCCAGUGAGCAGCCCCCUUCUGCCCCAUCUGGCCCAGCCAAGAACGGCCGCCCUCUCCUCAGGCCCAGACCCAGCCACCCGCCAACAAUGCCUACCCUCCCUGAAGAAGAGGAGGACUCUCCUGAGGAACUAGACAGCUCAUCCAGCUCUCCAGUCACUUUUACGCCUGUUUUGACCAGAAUGGUCCCUGGACCAGUCUCUGCUCCUUCCAUUGUUUUACCAAGACAAGGUGCCCCUGUGGACCAAGAUUCUAAACCUCUUGAACAGACCAGACCACACAGUCCCAGGCCACGGCUCUCUCGAAGCUCAUUCUCUUCAGGGAACCCAAUAACAACAGUUGACAGUGAAGGCCAUGUUAUUGACCUGAUAAAAGACCAGCUGCCAGAUGUUGAACUUUCCAAUGAAGACAAGAAGAAGAAUCUGGAACUGCUUGAGGAAGCCAAGAAAGUCAGUGAGCGCUUCCUCAUGCGAAGGGGUCGAAGGUCAAUCUGCAGCCUUUCAGAAUCCCCAACAGGUCUCUCGCCCAAUCCCACUCCUCGCUCCUCUCCAGUACCUUCAAGAAGCAGCUCCCUCACUGUGCCCCCACAGAUUGCUCCAGAUGGGACAGAGGUAAAUUAUGUCAACCCCCCUAUAAAUCAGCAUCUGGAAGUGCCCAGUCCCCGAGAGAAGUCCGACACCAGAGGGCAGGAGCCAGAGAGCCCCAGGAAACCGUUGGACCGAAAGCCUCAUGAGAAACGCAAGGUUUCACAAGGGACGCUGCCUGCGCGCCUCAGCGCCUACGAGGGCUCCAGCGAGGCAGCCGUGGAGCAAAAAGAGAACUGCGACCCCCGGCUCGGCGGCGAAACGAGAAAGAAGCCCCCUUCGUCCGCGGGCCGGGCCGAGUCGGAGGAGCCGGGCAGGGGCUCGGGGAGGAAGCACCUGGAGAGUCCUGACCCCCCCGUGGGGAAGGGGCCCGUGGCUCCGCCGCUGCCCUCCGGGGCCUGCACAGCGGAGCUGAAGUCCAUCGGCUGCGGCCCCCCACUCAUGCGGGCCGUGUCCUGGGAUUCCGUAGGACCGGUCAGCAUCAGAAACGGGACCCAGGCUUUCCCAGCGAAAAACGACGAGCCCUUGUCCUUUUAUGACAAAUCCAACAUCGCGCUGCUAAAGGCUACGGGAUACAAAGACUUCCCGGUUCAGCCGGUCAGGAUGCAGAAGCUGGUCCAGAUGCGUGAGGAACACAAGCUGAUGCGAAACCAAAGCAUUAUUGGAUCAAAGCUGCCAGAUCUCAGUGAAACAGCUGAACAGGAGAGAGGACCCUCUCCUAACCCCACACCUGGGUCGCCUACAGAAGAGGAGCCCAGAGCAAACUCUGAUGUAAUGCCAAACAUUUCUGAUGUCAUGCUGCGGAAACUGAAACUUCACAGAGCGCUGCCUACGAGCGCACCCCCGCUUACAGAAAAAGAAGUCGAGAACGCCUUUGUCCAGCUGUCCUUGGCCUUUCGCAAUGACAGUUACACUCUGGAAAGCCGACUGCACCAAGCUGAGAGAGAGAGGAACCUGACUGAGGAAAACACAGAGAAGGAACUGGAAGACUUUAAAGGCUUUAUUAAGGGCUCAGUGCUCUUGUGGCAGAAUUCAGAGCAGCGCGAAUCCUACCAGCGCCUCCUAGAGACGGUCGUGGUGCUCCAUCGUCUAGCAGUGCGCCUCUCCAGCCGUGCCGAAAUGGUGGGAGCUGUCCGGCAGGAGAAGCGUAUGAAUAAAGCUACUGAGGUGAUGUUGCAGUAUGUGGAAAAUUUGAAGAGGACAUAUGAAAAAGACCACGCAGAGCUAGUUGAAUUCAAGAAACUGGCCAACCAAAACUCUAAUCGUUGUUAUGGAUCCAUUGACACAGGAGACGAUGGUGUCCCACGUGCGUCAAGAUCUAUGUCUCUGACCCUCGGAAAGGCUUUGCCAAGAAGGAGAGUCAGUGUGGCUGUGGUUCCAAAAUUCAACCUCUUGAAUAUUCCUGGCCAGUCCCCUAACUCUGUAGGCCCUGGGUUACCUGUACUGUGUGAGGCAAACAGUGGAAAAUGCAGCACACCCUCAGAUCCUGUAUCAGCUGCUGGAACUGAGAAAUUUAAUCUAAAUAUUAAGGCUGCAAUGGAUGACAGUAUCCAGACUCCACAAAAAAAUGAAAAAGCAAGUAGAGAUCCAGAAAACGAGACAUCUUCAGCCCCGCCCUCCAGCAACCUGGAUGAAAUUAGAUCGGAGAUUAAAGCUAAAAUAGAGGAGGAGGCCUACAACAAAGGGUAUGAAGAAGGGCUGAAGCGAAGUAAAGAGCUGCAGGAGCUGAAAGAAGAGGAGGAGAAAGCAGAUGAAAGUCAAGAAGACGCAGAAGAAGCAGAAAAAGAAAUGACACUGGAAAAGAAGAGCAGCAGCAGGUUUGAGGAAGCUCUGGGUGUCUUCAACUGGUUGUGUCCAAAGAUUUUCAGACAGAAUCGUCUGUGUUGGAUUAUUGCCAUAGUUGUUCUGGUUUUUGCUUUCAUCAUCAGUGUUUUUACAUCUUUUGGUCAUUCUUAUGAAGAACUGGGAGAAGCAUCUUCAGGAAAUGGUGGAGGCUCAGGCAAAAAGCUGAACUUCGGGUGGAAUGUGGGCCUUCAGCCCAAAAAUCCCACACCUGAAUAACACAGAUCAAUCCCUCUUCCACUUCAACAUGCUCUGUAUCCGCAAAACUGACUUGAUAUUAAAAGACAAUUCUGGGCUCAUGGCAUGAACAGUAAAAGGAUUAUCCUCUAAAAACAUAGAUAUCUGACAAUAAGUGGUGAAUUGUGAGAAGAAGAAACAUUUGGGGAAAGAAGUAUUUUGUACAUUUUAGUGACGCUCACAGAUCUUUUUGAUAAAACAAUAUUGUAGAUAACUUAAGGGAUCAAUUUCUGCAGGAGAAACGUGGUAAAGUUAUUAGUCUCAUUCUUUGAAACAAACAGUUUGAUAACUUCCUUGAUUUGAGUGAAUUUGUGUAUCAUACAGUAGCUCCUGUUCAGGAAAAACCUGUUGCUUGAUUUCAGUCAAUGACAACAAAGGGCUGUCUAAUCAUGUGGGGGUGAUUAUCACACAAGCUAUUUUGGGACAGAUACUUUGAUGGGAUUAAUGUAAUGCUUGCCAGGGAGAAACUAAACUUGCUAUCAGCAGUCUUCUCAGGUUAGAUAAGGACAAGCAGUGAUGUACGGAAGUAUUUAAUUUUUUUAAAGAAAAACCUUUGUAAUUUUGCUAGAUAAAAUAUUCUAUAUUAGUAUUUAAAGAGAGACUUAGUUUGAAGAUGAACUUGUUAGGUUAUUCCAAUAUAGUUUUAAAAAGUGCAAUAUUUUUGUAGGAGAUGUACACAAACUGUUUUUGAUUUUAUUUUUUUCACAGCACUGAUCCUGUCAGAGAGAUUUUCAGAUAUGAAAGAGCACUAUUUUUGAACCGCAUGACAACAUUUCUUUUUAUUACUGGUAUUAUUAAUGUUGUUAUUAUUUAUCAUUGUAAACAUUUGCACAUGUGUGCCUACCUUGUACUGUAUAGUGCCACCAUACUUGAGUCUUAAUAAAGAUGCCUUAAAUCCUC
This is a messenger RNA of Lepisosteus oculatus (spotted gar), 6675 nucleotides long. RefSeq names its product murine retrovirus integration site 1 homolog (gene irag1). The record is from RefSeq and is a predicted model, not a curated record. Lineage: Eukaryota; Metazoa; Chordata; Actinopteri; Semionotiformes; Lepisosteidae.